AGUUUGGAGAUGAUGAUCUUCUUCGACUUUUGACAACAUGUUGUCACGUUUUUCAUCAAGAAUGCAUUGAUCUAUGGCUUGAGAAACACAAAACUUGUCCCGUAUGUCGAAGAAGGCUCGAUGAAUCGCCCGAGAAGUCCCGAUAUCAUUCACGAAUACCAUGCGUCUCAUAAACGGAAGUGAGUCAUUGCCUGAAAGUGUUUCCAUCACAGUAAAGGAUGAAACUGAAGAUGAAAGAGGAGGUAGCGAUCGCGGCGAAAGGAGGACUUCUGCUACGGCUGCUGAUCACGUUCUAGUUGAAAGGCGGAACAAUAAUACUGAGCUGGAGAGAUUUUCAAGAUCACAUUCAACAGGACAUUCAAUAGUUAGGACUAAAGGAUCAGAAGAUCAGGAUAGGUUUACUUUGAGAUUGCCAGAGCAAGUUCAAGAAAAAAUUAUUAAGGGACAUAAUACAAGCAGAAGUUGCACUGUUUUUGGAGAAUAUAGAAGCCAAGAAACCACAGGAAAUGGUGGUUUUGGUGAAGUUUCAGGGCUAUCUGGUGCAGACUUCAACAAAGAUUGACUGGAUUGUUUUUGUCCUCCUUCUCUUGAGCUAAUCUCUUUUCCUCCCUCCCUUCUAUUUUUUAAUUUUGGUUUUAU
Molecule: messenger RNA, 639 nt
Organism: Coffea arabica (coffee)
Lineage: Eukaryota; Viridiplantae; Streptophyta; Magnoliopsida; Gentianales; Rubiaceae
Product: RING-H2 finger protein ATL29-like
Source: RefSeq, a predicted model, not a curated record